GGCUGGUGGAGGCAGCUCCACAGGUCAGUAUGGAAUCAGUGGAUCUGGAAACUCUCCCAUGGUUGACUCUCCAAACAAAAAGAAGGGUUCCGGUAACCAAUCACUUCGUCCAGUCACUAUCAAGCAGCUUUUAGCAGCUACCCAAACACAGCAGACAUCAGAUUCUCCCUUCACAAUCGACUCGCAAGAGCUUACCCAAGUGACUCUUGUGGGUCGUCUGAAUUCUACUACUCUUCAGUCUACAAACUGUACCUAUGUGAUCGAUGAUGGCACUGGAUUGACCAUUGAAUGUAAAAAGUUUUUUGACUACAAUGGUGCUGAUGAUGAGAAAGUCCAGGCAGACCAGUUUCCCGAAGAAAGCUACGUUCAAGUAUUUGGUCAGAUCAAGUCGUUUGGAUCUAAAAAAACCUUGAGUUUAUUCAAGAUGCGACUAAUAAAUAGCAUUGAUGAGAUUACCUAUCACAACACCAUGGUAAUCAUGGCCCAUCUUGCAUUAACCAAAGGACUGAAUGACGCCAACCCUAAUACUGCUGGGUUCGGCACAGGGGCUCAGCAUGGUGGAAUGAUGGCUGGUAUAAAACCUCAAGAGACUCAAUCAGGAUAUCUUCAACAACAGUAUGGUCAAUACGGUCAACAGUCAAACAGUGGAUAUGGUCAAUCCAACGAUAGCAUGUUUACUCCUAUCCAGAGCGAGAUUUUAAACUUUGCUCGCGAGCAUCAGGCAUCUGUCGAAGGCAUGGCUAUAAAAGACCUUAUUUUUCGUAUGCGUGGCCGAGCUUCUGAAUCUCAAAUUCGGGAGGAGGUUCAGUUCUUGUCUAAUGAAGGACACAUUUAUAGUACACUGGAUGACGAUCAUUUCAAAUCUACCGGUGGAAAUUAAGCAUCUCUACUCUGUAGAUAGCAUUGAUUUUAGCUAGCAUUACUCUUGUGUUGUUAUCAAUAAAAAGUAUUCGAUGG
Molecule: messenger RNA, 957 nt
Organism: Batrachochytrium dendrobatidis JAM81
Lineage: Eukaryota; Fungi; Chytridiomycota; Chytridiomycetes; Rhizophydiales
Exons: 4
Coding region: 59-880 (273 amino acids)
Biological process (GO): nucleotide-excision repair; DNA replication; double-strand break repair via homologous recombination
Cellular component (GO): site of double-strand break; DNA replication factor A complex; nucleus
Molecular function (GO): single-stranded DNA binding
Source: RefSeq, a predicted model, not a curated record